AUGGACAAUGAGAUGUGCUAUGUUCAUGGAGGUGGAAUACCAUCUCCAUCUGGUUGGUCCACUGGUUUUUCUCAAACUAAUGAUUCAUUCGAUGAUAUUUCGGAACAACGAUCGAGUUUAGCAUCACCCCCAUUGGUUCCCGCUCCGAAUUUUGUUCCCGAGCCCUGUAUUCUUGGGCAAGGUGGAGGGGAGACCGAUUCUAGCCAGUUUGGCCCUGACAUUAGCCAAAUGCUGGAUGACCCAUUUAGGAAUCUCGGCCAUCGAUGUGCCCAUUCCGAGAUACUGACCAGUCCUGACAAUGGCAUUAACUUCGAUGGUGAUCUCGGUGUUCUGGGCGGCGGUUACGAGCCUUUCUUUUCUGAUGAGAACGAGGAGCCUGACUUGUCUGGCAUAUACUUGGAUAUGGAUAGACUUAAUUCCUCGUCUGCUAUACCACCUUUGUUUCAGGUGGGAGAACCAUCCUCUGCAGUUGCAGCCCUUCUCCCUUCUCCUCUUUCUGCUACUGCUCCGCCCUUAGCUGCAGCUACAGGAUGGGCAUUGGGGCUUGGGUCGGGUUUAGCUGAGAGUUUAGCUAGCGACAGGCCCAGGUCGAGGCACCACUCCAGUCAGUCUGUCGACGGGUCGAUGACUAUCAACCCGGAAAUGCUCACUUCAAACUCCGGGGAGCCCUCAGGAGCGGAGAGAAAGAAGGCUCUUUCUGCUGCUAAGCUCGUUGAGCUGGCUUUGGUCGAUCCGAGGCGUGCCAAGAGGAUCUUGUUGAAUAGGCAGUCGGCUGCGAGGUCAAAGGAGCGGAAGUUGCGUUACAUUACGGAGCUCGAGAGGAAAGUGCAAACCUUACAAACUCAUGUCACAACACUGUAUUCUCAGUUAACCCUCUGGCAGAGAGACAAAACCGAUUUGAACACCAAAAAUCAUGAGCUGAAGUACCGCUUGCAAACUAUGGAGCAACGGAUUCAAUUGCAAGAUGUAUUGAACGAUGCGCUUAAGGACGAGAUCAAACAUCUAAAGGUGCUGCCUAGCCAGGCCAUGCCCAACGGUGCACCAGCCAUGAUGCCUUUUGCACCACACCCGCUGUUUUAUCCUCCUAACAAUAGUGACCCGCACCCUCCUAUUGCUGCGCAACAGCUCCAGCAACUGUAUAUUCAGCCGCCAGAGCUGCAACGUCUGUUUCAGGUUCAACAUCAUCAACUGCCACAACUGUAA
This is a messenger RNA of Rhodamnia argentea, 1203 nucleotides long. RefSeq names its product probable transcription factor PosF21. The transcript has 4 exons. NCBI's taxonomy places the organism in Eukaryota, Viridiplantae, Streptophyta, Magnoliopsida, Myrtales, Myrtaceae. Gene Ontology annotation, molecular function: DNA-binding transcription factor activity. Gene Ontology annotation, biological process: regulation of DNA-templated transcription. The coding region runs from base 1 to 1203 and encodes 400 amino acids. The record is from RefSeq and is a predicted model, not a curated record. Gene Ontology annotation, cellular component: nucleus.